AUGAUCAACAAGUUUGCUAUUACUUCAAAACGACUAAAAUUGAUAGCUGGAGUUAUAUUUGUGGUUGUUUUACCAUUGGCGUUAAUAGCCAAUAACCUCGAAAUUUACAAAACUCCUUUAAGUGAACUUUUCGAUGAAGGAAUUUUGAAUUAUUCUCCCAAAAAUAAUAUAACCAACGCUUUUGGGGAAGAUAAUAGACUAAAUAGAUUUGGGUACGCAAACAACGAUGAAGAAAAACCACGAACUGAAGAAGAGAACGGAAAAGAAUGGAAAACCAUUCUCUUUUGGACAUCUUGGUUCGGAAAGGAUUGGUCUAAAAGGUACAAUCACGUAAGCUCCGAGGAAUUAGAGAUGGUUGGUUGCCCAUCUUGGCGUUGCAAGUUUACCAGAAACCAAAUAGACCUGAAGUCAGCUGACGCCAUAGUCUUUUCAAGCACAAUAAAUUUAAGCCUUACAGCUUUGGCAGUAAGAUUUAUUCAGAGCCAGAAAGCAGACUUACUAUUAUCAACUCUUGAGCAGAAUCAAAUGAUAAGAACUAUAAUCCACUAUUCUACUAAAGUAUGUGUCACCAGAUGUUAUAGGCAAGAAGAGGCAUAUCAUGCUUCAUCAAUUUCCUUUUCUGAUAGGGUUAGUCGCAGCCAUCUACCAAAUUUUCGUAAGCCAAACCAAAGAUGGGCAUGGGCUAACGUCGAAUCACCAAGAGCCUCCCCAGCGAGGAUUGCAAACAAGAAGCUUAGAAGCCAUCAUUUACAGUCCUACUUCAACUGGACGAUGACUUACCAUUCAAACUCCGAUAUAGCAGCUUUCUACGGUUACUUCAUUAGCAAAGGUGAAAAGACAAUGCCUGUUCGCCCCAAUCUAAUGUCAGAGCAUCCAAAAGCCAUGAAGGAAUACUUGAAAAGCCGUGAACUGAACACAACUCUUGAGAAUAUCAUGGGACCCUCCUGGAAGGAGUUUGUCCAACGGACAAAGCUGGUAGCAUGGAUGUCUGGACACUGCGGGACAUACUCAAAAAGGGAGCAGUACGUCGAAGAGCUGGCUAAAUACGUGCCCUUGGACAAGUAUGGUCAUUGUGGGCGCCGAUCCUGCCAACCCGCUGUAAAUGAUGGAUGCUGGAAGAUGAUUUUGGGCCCUCAGUACCUCUUCUACCUCUCUUUUGAGAAUAACCUCUGUGAUGAAUAUAUAACAGAGAAAUUAUAUUUACCACUGAAGUACAACUUGGUUCCAGUUGUGUGGGGAGGCUCUGAUUACGAUAGAUUCCUGCCUCCUGGGUCGUAUAUCAAUGGCCGACACUACCAUCCGAAGGACUUAGCUUCGCUCCUGCUGAGUUUGCAGAAUGACCCCGUAGCAUAUGGAAGAUAUCACGUCUGGCGCGGGUUUUGGACAGCACAUGUGGGAGGGAGCAUGUGUGAGCUCUGCCAUAAGUUACACACCGAUAAAGGCACUAAGAAUUAUGAAGAUAUCCCAAAGUGGAGGAUACAAAACAACCGCUGCAUCAAUAUCAAGAGGUCGCUGUUUACAGACAGCAGAGAUCCAAAUUACUGGAAGAGGGUGAUAAGCCCUCUAAAUCCCAACACUUCGUAACGCGUUCUUAAUUCAUUCUUUUAUGUUAGCAUCCAGAGGUGUUAAUGUAAUAGCAAAUGUUUCAUUGC
This is a messenger RNA of Macrobrachium nipponense, 1652 nucleotides long. RefSeq lists its product as uncharacterized. The record is from RefSeq and is a predicted model, not a curated record. Gene Ontology annotation, molecular function: fucosyltransferase activity. The transcript has 7 exons. Lineage: Eukaryota; Metazoa; Arthropoda; Malacostraca; Decapoda; Palaemonidae. Gene Ontology annotation, cellular component: membrane. Bases 1 to 1584 code for a protein of 527 amino acids.